Messenger RNA from Rhipicephalus microplus (southern cattle tick), 3508 nucleotides. Its product is annotated as lysosomal alpha-mannosidase-like. Gene Ontology annotation, biological process: mannose metabolic process. Gene Ontology annotation, cellular component: lysosome. Gene Ontology annotation, molecular function: alpha-mannosidase activity; carbohydrate binding. The record is from RefSeq and is a predicted model, not a curated record. Lineage: Eukaryota; Metazoa; Arthropoda; Arachnida; Ixodida; Ixodidae.
AAUGAGCUAGUAACGUGAUCACACGCUGGUGGUCUUGCGCUAUUCUCCCGUUGCUGCUUAGUUGCUGCUGUGCUCGAAUACGCUCGCUGCUUGACAGCACGUGGUGCUUUGCAGGAUCUGCUGCUUCUUGAGUCUGUCUCUUUCUUCCUCGUUCUCCAACGAGGACCUCUGCAGGCCCUCGCAUUUCACUGCUGGCGACCACAGAAAGCGCGGAAAGACGUUCAAGUUCCUGAUGUGUGCUCGUUUCGUUUGACGACGCCGAGAACAAAGGGUCUACCAUGAAGAUUGGCAUGCACUCCAUCACGCUGGCAGUGACCUUUUUUGUCACAUUCGUGUCUUCGGCACCUUCCGUGAGACAAGGGCAUGAGAAAUGUGGAUACGAAAGCUGUCCAAAAGCGAGACCGGGCAUGAUGAACGUCCACUUGCUGGCCCACACACACAUGGACCUCGGGUGGCUUAAGACAGUCGACCAGUAUUUCUACGGAACCAAGAAUGACAACGCAAACGUUGGCGUGCGCUACAUUUUCGAGAGCGUGCUGGAUGAACUCGAGAAAGACCCUAGCAGGCGGUUCAUCUUUGUGGAGACGGGUUUCUUCAACCUCUGGUGGAGGAGGCUCAGCGACGCCAAGAAGAAGCGAUUCGACGCACUUGUUCAGUCCGGUCAAAUGGAGUUCAUCAGUGGUGGCUGGGUAAUGAACGACGAGGCCUGUGUCUUCUACACCAACACAAUCGACCAGAUGACCUACGGUAUACGCAAACUGAAGGACAUCUUCGGCAAGUGCGGCGUGCCUAGGAUAGGAUGGCAGAUUGAUCCAUUCGGCCACUCCAGGGAAUACGCCUCCCUGCUGGCGCAGAUGGGAAUGGACGGAUACUUCUUCGGACGAGUCGACUACCAAGAUUUCCGAGCGCGCAAGAAGGAACAGCAGCUAGAAUUCAUUUGGAGCGGCAGCGCUAACCUUGGAAAGGAUGCUCAAAUAUUCACGGGCAUUCUUCCAAAUGUAUACAGCCCGCCGAGGGGAUUCUGCUUCGACAUCUACUGCUCGGACGAUGCUUUAGUGGAUGACCCAGAUAGCGACGAGUACAACAUCAAGAGUAGAGUUGACGACUUCCUUAUCUACGUGAACGAAACGGCAGCCAUCUACAAGUCGAACAAUAUCCCAGUUACCAUGGGAAAUGACUUCAAUUACCAGAGUGCCGGCCACUGGUUCACCAACUUGGACAAGCUGAUUCAUUAUGCGAACCUGCGGUCGGAAGACACCAAAGUGAAUCUACUCUACUCGACGCCGUCGUGCUACCUGAAGGCCCUGCACGAGUCGGGCGUCACGUGGCCCAACAAGACGGAUGACUUCUUCCCCUACGCAAGCGAUCCCCACGCCUAUUGGACGGGAUACUUCACCAGUCGACCGGCCUUUAAGUACCUCGACCGAUACGCCAACAACCAGCUACAGGCGGCUAAACAAUUAGGUGUCUUGGCUGGCCCCAGGGAAGUCACGGAAGCCUCUCUUGACGUAUUACGUGAAACAUUGGCUGUUGGUCAGCACCACGACGCAAUAACGGGAACCGCCAAGCAGGCUGUUGCCAAUGACUACGUCAAGCACAUUUCUAUCGGUCUCCACUCAAGUGAUAAAUAUGCAAACUAUGCUUUCGAGAAACUUCUAAGUCUACACCCGCAAGCGAAGGUGCCGGAAUUCGUCCGCUGCCACACUCUGAACAUCAGUGCCUGCGAUAUUACCGAAAAGUCUAAAAAGUUUUCUGUGUUAGCUUACAACCCGCAAGCGACACCUUUCCACGUCCAUCUGAGGGUGCCAGUUGUGGGCGAAGGCUGGCGUGUCCUUCGACAGCAAUCGCGUGGAGGUGCCUGCGGAAGUCACAAAGAUACAACGGGUGUGACAACCCUCCGGGAAAGGUCUAGCAAGGCUGACCGCGAAGUCGUCUUCACCGCUGACCUCGCGGCUUUGGGCUUCACAACGUAUUUCAUCGAAUCUGACAGCUCGAAAAAGUGUCUGACACAUCAAAGAAAAGAACACUCACGGAAUGCCACUGCGGCAACGUGCGAUGAUCCCGGUACCGAAGAAAUGGUCCUUAAAGGAAAGAUUACAAGCGCAUUCAUCGAUUGCGCCAGUGGUCUCCUGAGUGCCAUCUCAUGGAAGGACACGAAAAUUCGCGUGAACCAGUCCUUCUACUGGUACAUCGGUCACGCAGGUAACAACACCGAGUUCAAGUACCGAGCUUCUGGCGCCUACAUCUUCAGACCGCAGCAACAGGAACCAUUACCGGUGGCGGACAAAGCCGAGCUGGUACACAUUGAGAAAAAUGGCACCAUUGUCCAGGAAGUUCACCAGAAGUUUUCCGACUGGCUGACGCAAGUGAUACGGGUGUACGAUGACGCCGAUUUUGUCGAAUUCAACUGGGUGGUUGGUUCCAUUCCCGUGGCCGACCAGAAAGGAAAAGAAAUUAUCACAAGGUUUGAUACCGAACUCAAGAAUGACGGAAUCUUUUACACGGAUUCAAACGGAAGAGAAAUUAUUCAGCGACGCCUGAACUACAGACCAACGUGGAACGUUAAUAUCCAGGAGCCAGUGGCUGGAAACUAUUACCCCGUCAACAGCAGGAUCUAUAUUGCGGAUCCCACAGAAAAAGUUCAGUUCACCAUGCUCACCGAUCGAUCUCAGGGAGGUAGCAGCUUGCGAGAAGGCUCAGUGGAACUGAUGGUUCACCGGCGGUUGCUAUACGACGACGCGUUCGGCGUCGGCGAGGCCCUCAACGAGACGUAUUACCACGGUCAUGGUCUGGUGGUACGCGGAACGCACAGGGUCAUCGUGACUCCACUUGACCAGGCCGCCCAAGUUCACCGACAGCUGGCAGUUGCGACGUACUCAGCGCCCGCCCUCUACUUUGCCCCUGUCGACAGCAAAACCUACAUGGCCGAGUGCAAAACCAACUGCACCGCUCUCAAGAGGUCGCUACCGGGCAACGUGCAAUUGCUCACCCUUGAACACUGGAACAAGGGAGACCAGGUUCUGCUUCGGCUGGAACACUUUUUUGAGAAGAAUGACCAAGCGGGAGAAUUCUCGAAGCCGGUCAACUUUAGCUUACAGGCUGCUUUCGUGCGGACGAUAGAGGACAUGACGGAGAUGAACCUGGUUGCCACAGAAACGAAAGGGAACACCAGGCGUUUCGAGUUCGAAACUGAAGGAAGCCUCGAAGCGAAGGGCCUCAUGUCAGGCCACGAAAAUGGGUCAACGGAUGUGCAUGGCCCACAAUACUAUGUGUACCUGACACCGAUGCAAAUCAGGACGUUCCUGGUGACUUUCUCUAAGGACGACACGAAGCACAUGGUGUGCUCCACCCACUGAAAAGCAGCUGCCAUCAAGUGUCUACGCGAAUGAAGCUCUCGCUUUCAUGCCCAAGUAUUAUUACUCGUAUGCAUUCGAAAAGAUUAAUUUUUUUCCGAAUAAAUUCGAAAAGAAUAAACACUCCUAUGGUGCAAUGAUUGUGCCUAGAAAAG